AUGGCCGGAGUCCAUCGAUACAAGCCCAACCAGCGAUUGAGCGUUGCGUUUUCUGUGGAAUCUGAAGUCACCAUUACGCCGGAACGAUAUACGCGGUCAUUGUCGAACGACUCGCGCGCGUCUCGUCAGCAGAUUGAUACGGCGGCUAAGUCUGCGAAGCCGUCUGCGCUAGCUGGGUUUGUCGGCUUAUUUACGGGCUGUGGUGCGCUUGUUGCGCUGUCCUUGUUUCUGCCGCUGCCUGCUAGAUUUGGCGACAUUGAUGGAGUGACACCUGGUCAAGCGGUGUCAUAUAGCUUUUACGUGGUCGGCGCUGUUGCUUUGGUUGUUGCCGCGUUUGUUUUUGUUGGUCUGCGCAAUCUCAAAGGUGAGGAGGGUAAAGGGUUGAAGGUUUUGUUUGGCAUCUCUGAGCGAGACGGAUUUUCGAGAUUGGCAGCCGAGGAUGGGGAUGGGACACAACGCCGGAAGGUGAUUCCAUAUCUUCAUCUAAUGAAGGACUCGGUGCUGUUGGGGUUCACGGACUCCAGGAUAUCACUUGGAUAUAUUGGCGGCUUUGUGGCCAGAGCAUCGACAGUGGCCAUAUCGCUCUUCAUCCCACUCUACGUCAACACGUUCUUCAUCAGCAAUGGCUUCUGCCAAGGCUCGCCCAACGACCCCUCGCCAGAGUUGAAGAAGGAAUGCCGCGCAGCUUACGUACUGUCUUCGAUCCUUACCGGAGUGGCACAACUGAUGGGACUCGUUUGUGCACCACUGUUUGGCUAUCUGUCCGGACGAGCCGGCCGGGUAAACUACCCAAUUGUUGUGGCUACGGUGUUUGGCAUGGUUGGGUACUUGACCCUGCCCCAACUGUCAAGCCCAGAGUUCAAGAAUGUUGAAGAAAGGGGUGGAACGCCCUUCAUUUUCCUGGUAGUGGCGCUCAUUGGCAUCAGCCAGAUCGGCGCGAUUGUGUGCAGUUUGGGAUCGCUUGGGCAGGGAGUCAUUGCAGUUGAGCUGCCGCGGUCAGUACGACGGGAGCCAUCGAUUGCACCGGACGAGGAUGAGUCGGCGGAAUCAGAGCCACUGAUCCGCAUGUCUACCAACGAGGACUCGGCGUCACGGGUGCGGUUGAAGGGGUCUAUUGCUGGCGUAUACUCGCUGUGCGGUGGAGCAGCGAUUCUGCUGUUGACCAAGGUUGGAGGAGCACUGUUUGACUCGGUGUCGAACGGGGCACCGUUUUACAUGAUGGCGAUAUUCAAUGGAGUGUUGCUGGUAGCUAGUUUGUUCAUGGACGCCUCGCAGGCCUUUGCGAGGGUGUAG
Pochonia chlamydosporia 170 is the source of this 1293-nucleotide messenger RNA. RefSeq names its product MFS transporter. The transcript is spliced from 2 exons. Bases 1 to 1293 code for a protein of 430 amino acids. Gene Ontology annotation, biological process: transmembrane transport. Lineage: Eukaryota; Fungi; Ascomycota; Sordariomycetes; Hypocreales; Clavicipitaceae. The record is from RefSeq and is a predicted model, not a curated record. Gene Ontology annotation, molecular function: transmembrane transporter activity.